AUGCGGCGCAAAUGGGCUCCGCAGUUACCCCGAUGCGAGGUUCCGGCGCUAACAGUUCACGAGUACAAUGGCUCUCUGCCUAACGGGGACCGAGGCCGACGUAAGAGCCGCUUUGCACUUGGUAAGAGACCGAAGGCAAACGGGGUGAAACCCAGCACAAUUCACAUCGCCUGCUCUCCACAGGCAGCCAAGGCCAUAAGCAACAAAGACCAGCACAGCAUCUCUUACACUCUCUCUCGAGUCCAGACGGUGGUGGUGGAGUACACGCACGACAGCAAUACAGACAUGUACCAGAUUGGUCGAUCCACAGAGAGUCCGAUAGACUUCGUAGUGACGGACACGGUGGCGGGCAGUCAGAGUAACGCAGACACGCAGUCGGUCCAGAGCACCAUCUCCCGCUUCGCCUGCCGCAUCAUGUGCCAGCGCACGCCGCCUUACACCGCACGCAUCUACGCCGCCGGCUUCGACUCCUCCAAGAACAUUUUCCUCGGGGAGAAGGCCGCUAAAUGGAAGACGCCUGAUGCUCAAAUGGACGGCCUCACGACAAACGGCGUGCUGGUGAUGCACCCCCGAAACGGCUUCACCCAGGACUCUAAACCCGGCGUCUGGAGGGAGAUCUCGGUCUGCGGAAACGUCUUCACGCUGCGGGAGACUCGCUCAGCACAGCAGCGGGGGAAAAUGGUGAGAAGUUGCAAAACAUGUAGCGCCACAUUCACUCAGCACUGAAAUUCAACUGCUUCCACAGUCGGG
Notothenia coriiceps (black rockcod) is the source of this 750-nucleotide messenger RNA. Its product is annotated as E3 ubiquitin-protein ligase pellino homolog 1-like. Bases 1 to 726 code for a protein of 241 amino acids. Lineage: Eukaryota; Metazoa; Chordata; Actinopteri; Perciformes; Nototheniidae. Gene Ontology annotation, biological process: regulation of Toll signaling pathway; protein K48-linked ubiquitination. Gene Ontology annotation, molecular function: protein binding; ubiquitin protein ligase activity. The record is from RefSeq and is a predicted model, not a curated record. The transcript is spliced from 5 exons.